AUCUAGACGCGGCGUUUUGUUUGUGGCUCACACAUGUUAGCUAGCCUGUUAGCACCGCUGCGGGAGCAGUUGGCCGCCUCCUCGGCUUGUCUUUAACAAAUUACAGACGCUAAUCAUUUAGGGAAAACAUUGAAGGUCGUCUCUACGUCUCUGCGUCGUUAUUUAACCAGCGGGGGGCUCCCCCCUUUCAUUCUUCAUCAGCACCCGCAUGAAUAAUAGCUGAUCACUGAAUCAUGAAGGUGAACAAAACCUCACAGGUGAAGGGCUCCGCUAAAUCUCAGAAGUGGAAGGAUGUGAGGGGGAAAAGGUGCAGGCCUCCCAUCAGUGCCUCGGAGCUCAACUCUAGUCCCGUCAUGGCCAGGAUGGCGAAGGAGCACCAGGCGUCUGUGAAGAAAAAGCCCACCGUAAAGAGACUGAAGAACAAGGCGAAAAACGUCUCUAACGCCAAGAAAAGCAGCCCUCAGUCUGGAUUUAAGAAAUCUCCCGCACAUGCUAAUGGAAGUUCAGGGUUUACAAUGGACGAGUCAGAGGACUCGCAGGACUGAAAUGUACUCGAUUGCAGAUCUUUGCCAAUUAAUCGUGGAGCAUACCUGAUCCUUCUGCAUGAUGAGCACUGCGUGGUUUUUUCAUCAUCUCUCUCUGCACACUCAUGGAGAGAUGGUCGAAAAAACCACGCAGUGCUCAUCAUGCAGAAGGAUCAGACCCUGUGUUUCCGUGGGAAGUGCUAUUUGACCUGUCUGUACGGACGGGUAGAAGUGAUGGGGUUCACCAUCGAGGAAGGCCAGCAGUCAUAUCCACUCUUCUCCCCAGCCUCACAUUGUCCGCUGACCGUUACAGCACUGGAAAGCUCCGGUCAAACCAGAGACGACAGAACAGAGGCUGCACCCAUCCUCCGAAAGUAUCUGCCCUCAGCAUCAUGGAAGAAGUUACUAAAAAGGAUCAGGUCAAACUCGUCCAUCAUCCUACUGGAGCCCAUGGAGACGCCUCUGACACGGUUUCUGUCGAGCUUCACAGAUCUCAGUGAACUGUUCAGCCCCCCGAUGAGUGAACUCAUGUCAGCUGUCCUCGACACUCCGCUCAAUGGUCUCGGUAUGAUUCCCCUGGUCAAAGACAUCGAGGGUCUGAAAAUGUCAAGGAGCUACACAGAUGCUCUGAACCAGGUGGUCAGUGCCUGUAAAGGGGACAUGGACGGUUAUGCAGUCAUCCUUGUUUGUGGUACCAAGAAUGUGGGCAAGUCAACAUUUAUCCGCACCCUCAUCAAUACCUUACUGAAUCACACUACUAGUGUUGAUUAUUUGGAGGGUGACCUCGGUCAAACAGAGUUCACUCCCGCUGGUUGUCUGUCUCUGUCGACUGUCAGAGAGCCUCUUCUGGGUCCUCCUUUCACACAUCAGUAUACACCGGAGCACAUGAUCUACUACGGUCAUUCAUCAUGCGAGUCGGACUUAGAUCGCUACCUGGAAUGCCUUAAGUCCUUGUGGCGUAGACGGUCUCAGAGCAGAGAGACUCCUGUCGUUAUCAACACCAUGGGCUGGGUCAAAGGAUUUGGAUUUCAGCUGCUAGUGGACAUGAUCCGCUUCUUCCCUGUCUCACACGUCGUCCAGCUCGCUCAUGGCGGCAUCACCCAGUGUCCCGCCCUGACUCCAGAGUUUCUGAGGACGGCACACGGCUUCCAGACGCACCCACCUGCCCAGACGGCUCUGGCCGAGUUCACGGAGAGCCACAGUCCUCCCCGAAGUUACGCUCACCUUAUUGUACAGUCAGAGUUUACAGGAGUGGGACGCCAAGGAACAGCGAAACAUCAGCGCACUAACGAGCACAGAGAGCUGUCGCUGCUGGCCUACCUGAGUCAGCUGCAGGCUCCAGACCCGGGACCAAUUAGACCUCUACACAGCCUCACGCCGUACCAGGUGCCCCACACAGCGGUGGCUUUAGGUGUGAUCCACUGCGAGGUCGUUCCCACUCACAUGUUUUAUGCUGCCAAUGCCAGUCUGGUGGGACUCUGCUGCCUGGGAGAGAAAGUGGCGAGCAGGGGAGGCCCGGUUCUCUUGUCGCAGGCUCCCAUCUGCCCAUGUGUGGGCUUCGGUGUUCUUCGCGGUAUCGACAUGGCGCGAGGUCUGUACUUUUUGUUGACGCCUGUAGAUCCCUCCAUCCUUCGUAAGGUCAACUGCCUCCUUUUGGGAGCGAUAUCACUGCCUUCCUGCAUCCUCACAACACAGCCUGGCUUUGAGGGAGAGAUGCCCUAUGUCACUACAGACUACAGUUUUGAUCUCACUGGUGCUGGAAAGCUGCGAGUCUUCAAGGGACUGGCGAGACCCAGUCAAAUGGGGGGCCACUGACAUUUUCUGCACAGCAUCAGUUUAUUGCUCUUUUCCCUUCCUCACUGGUGUCUCACUCCAAACCAGUCAGCGCCGGCCUUUGAAUGUAGAGAACUGAGUCUGAGCUGGACAGUUUUUGUUUUUUUGUCUGACAGAGCAGCCAGGAUCACAGACUCUGCAGGACGAGAGGCUGCCUUCCUGUCACCGGACUGAAGCCCCCACCACGUCUUACAACCUCCUACUGUACGUAUAUUUGUUGGCGCUGUGAAGGAGUUUUUGUGUUUUCUGUCACAUGGACAAUAAUAUCACACUUUGUACUUAAAGCUCUUGUUUGAUGUCUCUUCUUUUUUUGUCGUCGGCAUUCCAAAGUUGCAAAUGAAUACAAAAACCUGCCAGAUAUUAAAUGAGAAACAUCUACGGA
Molecule: messenger RNA, 2739 nt
Organism: Plectropomus leopardus (leopard coralgrouper)
Lineage: Eukaryota; Metazoa; Chordata; Actinopteri; Perciformes; Serranidae
Gene: nol9
Product: nucleolar protein 9
Biological process (GO): cleavage in ITS2 between 5.8S rRNA and LSU-rRNA of tricistronic rRNA transcript (SSU-rRNA, 5.8S rRNA, LSU-rRNA)
Cellular component (GO): nucleus
Molecular function (GO): polynucleotide 5'-hydroxyl-kinase activity
Source: RefSeq, a predicted model, not a curated record